AUGGGCGGCCGCGCCACCUGCAGCCCCAACAGCUGGUCUCUGCCGACCAUCGAUGCGGCGGGCGACGUGUACGUUGGCAGCCAGGUCGGCGUGCUCCAGCGGUGGGGCAACCCGACCGGAGUGCCGGGAGCCAGGAAUGUCCAGCUGCUGGCGACAAUGACGACCGGCGUGGCCUUCCAGGACGCCUCCAUCGCGAUCUCCCAGGACGUCAUGGCCGUGUCCACGUGCACGUCUCUGAUAGUUUUCCAGACCUACGCCGAUAAGUUCUCAAAUCCUUCAUGGUCGGUCUCGCAUGAUGAAUACUCGCCGAGUCAUGGGAUGGUCCACGGCGACGAGGUGAGUCACGACAUCAGUGAGACCCCGCACACAUCAGUCACGGGGGCUCCUGGGUCUGGGUCUAGCCCCUGGGAUGUCCGCUAG
Molecule: messenger RNA, 420 nt
Organism: Prorocentrum cordatum
Lineage: Eukaryota; Dinophyceae; Prorocentrales; Prorocentraceae
Source: the annotation of a GenBank genome assembly